Messenger RNA from Magallana angulata, 2126 nucleotides. RefSeq names its product probable lysosomal cobalamin transporter. The record is from RefSeq and is a predicted model, not a curated record. The transcript is spliced from 15 exons. Lineage: Eukaryota; Metazoa; Mollusca; Bivalvia; Ostreida; Ostreidae. Bases 126 to 1739 code for a protein of 537 amino acids. Gene Ontology annotation, biological process: protein localization to vacuole. Gene Ontology annotation, cellular component: vacuolar membrane.
CCAGUCCAUAAGGUCAAGGUUAAGUGAAACCAAAACAAGUGGGAUAACGGAAAGUAAACGAUAAUCAUAAUUGCUACGUAUAUACUAUAACAAAAAUGUCUGAUUGAUUUAACAUUGAAUACAGAAUGUCAAUUCCAAGUGCAGCACUCGCGGCAGGGUGGAUCCCUUUUGUUGUUACCUUGGUUCUGAUCUUGUUAUUUUCGGGUGCGUAUGUGAAGUACUUUAUCAGUAAGAGGGAUGGCACAUUAUCUACGACACUGUCAUCAGUGGUAGCCCUCAGUGUGACGUUGCUGACCACAGCUCUCAUCCCCGUCGACGUCUUCCUGGUCUCAUUUAUGAAAAACACAGAUGGCACUUUCAAGGACUGGGCUGUGAGUAAUGCAACUAGGCAGUCAAUGGAGACCUCUGUGUCAGAUGCUUAUUAUUCGCUGUAUGGUCUGAUAGUUUUCUGCCUCUUUCUCUUGUUACCAUUCAUGUACUUUUUCUAUGAAGAAAGAGAUGAAGAAUCUACUGUAAAAUCUAGAAUUUGUUCUGCCCUGAAGUUUACCAUUGUGUCUUUGUUCAUCAUUGUAACUCUCCUGUUAGUUGGUGCCUUUGUUGGGGUAAAUCAUGGAAGUUCAACACCCAGUGGAAAUAAUACCAACCAGUGGAAGAGGAUUGCAGACCUCUUCAAAGAGUUUGGAAAUGAUACCAGAUUGGAGGAUGCCCUGUCUUUUGUUAUGAGUGUACUAAGUCUUUUGGGAAUGUUGGCCCUCAUCAUGUACUCAGCCUAUGGAAUGUCAGCCAUGCCAAUGUCAUUGAUCAAGGGAACAAAAAGUGCUAAAGCAGAACGAAGUGAUGUCCAAAACCGAAGAUCAAGGAUAAGCGAAAGGUCAAGGGCAAUCCGGGAGAAGUACACCAGACGCGGCCUGUCGUCCCGGAACCGUGACCAGGUGGAAAGCAUGGACGAGGAAGAGAGGCUGCUACAGCGCGAGGAGAGACACCUGGAGGUCAAAGAGAGAAGCGUCCUACAGAAAUGUCUGCUGGUCCUGCGGCCGUUCGAGGUCGUGUUCGGAGUGCUGUUCUUUCUUGUGACUCUGCUGGUGUUUGUGUCACUGUUACUCACAAACAUUGACAAAGCCAUACAUAGCUUGGGCUACAAGUCUGGGUAUGCCUUACCCCAGAGAAACCUCCCAAACCCUGUGGAUAUAGUUCUAGUCUUCUGUCAGAAGGUGUUUCCUCUGGACUACAUCAUGUUUGCUGCCUUGGUCCUGUACCUGGUUUUUUGCUCUAUGUCCGGUGUCAGGAACAUCGGCAUCUGGUUCCUCUGGCUCAGGAUGUACAAGAUCCGCCCACGAAGGACACGCCCCCAGGGCAUCCUGAUGAUGUGCAUGAUCAUGAUGUUUUUGACGCUAGCCAUCAACAUCAUCAUCUAUGAGCUGACCCCUCAAUACUCCUCGUUUGGCAGCCAGAGAUAUGUGAUAAGUAAAGGGAAUUCCUCUCAUGUUGAAAUUGUAUCAUGUACUGCCGAAGCAACAGCAGAUGACUGCACCGUCACCAGAAUGACCCUGCUGUUGACCAGUUUCUUCUACAGGAUGUGGUUCUUUGGAGCAGCAUAUUACUGGGGGACUUGGGUGUUCCUGGGGUUUAUCCUGAUUGGGUUCAUCAUUUCUGUGAUCAAGAAGAGGAGGUCUGCCAUUGAUGGUGAGGUGGAUGCUGAUGAUUUUGAUGACAGUGACGAGGAAUUGUUAACAGGAUAACUCCUCCUGACAAACACUUUAAUUGACCUUACCACAAGGAUUUUCUUCUAAAUACAAAGUAAUUCAUAUUAAUGAUGUUCUUUUUAAUGUAUACAUGUGAACUAGUUAAUUUUCAAACCUUCAGAGCAUGUAUAAAUAUGUGCAGAUAUACAUGUAUUGACAUUUCAAUUUUCCGUGUAUCCUGCAAGAGAGAGAGAGAUAGAGAGAGGGGAAGGAGAGAGAUUUGCAUAAUGUUUUCAGUUGUGUUUUCAUAUUGUUUUUCUAUGUAUAAAUGUAUUUGUAUGCUUACUUUCUAUGUAUUUAUAAUUAUGUUUUCUAUAAUUUGUUAAAAAAAAGUGUCUUCAGAUUUAUUUAUAAUGAUGAGUGCUAAUAAAGGUAGUUACUCUG